CCACACUCAGCUCAUGCAUAUUUCUGAAUAAGAGGACAGGGACAUUGUCACGGCUGGCCCUUUGUACGUACUGGUAACCCCUGAAGCAGGGCCACCUCUCAUAGGAGUCUUCAGUUCUGACGCAGCCUCCUUUAAGCUCAGCCUAGGGCAGCUGUAUGUGCCCCAUCAGGAAGUGGGGACAUGGCUCACAGUGGCUGUUACCCUGUCAGCCAAUGAGAGAUGGCUGAGGACUUUCACUUGGCCCUGCUGACUUCCAGCCAGCACGUACACAUGUAAACAUGCACACGCACAGGUGAACACACACGCACACCCACGCACACACGGGGACACCUUGGGAUAAGAACUGCUGCUCAGAACUCAGAAUGCAGCAGUGCCUGGACACCGUUGCUGGGACAAAGGUCUUCCAUGGUGCCAAAAUGGAACCUCUCCAAGAUGACAGUGGGGACGUGUCAAGCAAGAUUAAUGUCUCCUCCGCAUCAGGGCCGAAUCUUCCGCCUCCAGGGCCGAAUCUUCCACCUCCAGGGCCGAGUCUUCCGCCUCCAGGGCCGAAUCUUCUGACUCCAUACUACCCUCCUCCCGCAAGAGGCCCCUUCUUCCCCACCACGCCCCCUGACGCAGCCAUGUACCACACCAUGCUGAGGGCAUCGACCUCCAUGCCGAUCCAGGCCAUGUGCCCCUACUGCGGGAACUACAUCGUCACGGUGACCUCCCGGGUCCCAGGACUGCUCACCUGGCUGCUGUGUGCCAGUCUCUUCUUCUGUGGGCACAUCCCGAGCUCCCGGCACCCCCAGGACCUGGAAGGGGCAGAGGUUUAUGAAAACGGAGAGGGACAAAUCUUCCCAGGGCCCUGCAAGGCUCCCCACCGGCCCAGGUCUCGUCCUUCGGCCCUUCGCUCCUGCAGCCCUGCAACACCACAGAGGUGGCUGAAGGCAGAAGGCCUCAAGCUGGCCUUUGAAUGGGGAAAAGGAGGGAAAAGAUCCACUGCCGUUAAUUCCCCUCAAAAUACUCCCCUCGAGGUGACUGCUGCCGCCGAGCGCCAUCCAGCGGAAAGGCAGGCUCCUAAGGACAUCAUGUGGUGUCCUCCUCUACUUUAUCCAUGCAUCUGGCAGCGUAUGACUUCUGGCUCUCUCCCAAGGGCUGAGGGGCCAUGAAAAGGAAACAUUUUGAAUCUAUUCAGGACAUGGAGGCAGCCACAAUGGCACAACUAAAGACACUCACAAAAGAGGACUUCCAGAGCCGCGUCAGAAAGCGGCAAGAACAAUGGGAUAAGUGUUGGAAGCAAGGGGGAGUGUUUUUGGGGCGACUGAUGGCAAUGUGCCUUUUACUGUAAUAAAUUUUUAACAAUUU
Messenger RNA from Chinchilla lanigera (long-tailed chinchilla), 1347 nucleotides. RefSeq names its product lipopolysaccharide-induced tumor necrosis factor-alpha factor homolog. Bases 363 to 1151 code for a protein of 262 amino acids. Gene Ontology annotation, biological process: regulation of cytokine production. The record is from RefSeq and is a predicted model, not a curated record. The transcript is spliced from 6 exons. Gene Ontology annotation, molecular function: zinc ion binding. Lineage: Eukaryota; Metazoa; Chordata; Mammalia; Rodentia; Chinchillidae.